AUGAAUCGUCUUGAUGAAAAUCAACUAGCUAAUGCUCGUCAAUAUCGUUUAAAAGAAAUCCAAAUGUGUUUUGUAUCAAAUCUUCGUGCUCAACAAUGGUAUAAUGGUGAAAACCCGCGGAAUUUGAAUGGUUUUAUAAAUGAUAAGUCUAAUCGAAUAAUAGGUUGGUCAACAAUGAGGCAAUUACGUAUUAAAUUAGAUAGAUGUUCUGAUCAGCGUAUUAUUUCAACAUGUAACAAUGAUUAUAGUUUAUUUAAUGAAGAAAAAUAUGCUUUUCAACCAGGAUGGAUGAAUCAAACAUUAAAAGAAGUACAAUAUAGUUCAUCAAUUUUGAAAGCAUUUCAAUAUAGAACAAGUGAUAAAUUAGAUACUCAUAUUUAUAUAGGUCAACAUGAAACAUAUAGUGGAGGUGGUUAUGUAUAUGAAUUUCGUGGUCAUUUAUCAGAUCUUAAAAGUAAUCUAUCUAAACUUCAUGAAUUAAAAUGGAUUGAUGAUAAAACAAGAGCUAUUUUUAUUCAAUUAACAUUAUAUAAUCCAAAUAUUCAAUUAUUUACUUCAGUUAUUUUUCUUGUUGAAUUUUUAUCAACAGGUUCAAUAUCUUCAACAGCUCGUUUUGAACCAUUGAAUUUUUAUAUAUUUACAUCAGUUUUACAAUUGGUUUGUACAAUAUGUUAUAUGUUCUUUAUUAUUUAUUUUAUAAUAAUCGAAAUUCGAUUAUUAUUUGAAUUAAAAUUAAAAUAUUUUCAUCAAUUUCGAUCAUUUAUUGAAUUAGGUAUAAUUAUUUGUUCAUUAGGUAGGAUUGAAGUUUAUAUUUGGCGUUUUCAAGAAUUUAAACGUAUUAGUCGUUUAUUUAAAGAAACAAAUGGAUAUGAUUAUAUUAAUUUACAAUUAGUAGUUUAUGUAAAUGAUCUUUUAACAUUUUUUCUUGGUUAUUGUUGUUUUUUUGGUACGAUUAAAUUUGUUUAUCUAUUUCGUUUUAAUCAACGUAUAUCAUUGUUUACUGAAACACUUCGAUAUGCUCGAAAAGAACUUAUUUAA
Molecule: messenger RNA, 1038 nt
Organism: Rotaria sp. Silwood2
Lineage: Eukaryota; Metazoa; Rotifera; Eurotatoria; Philodinida; Philodinidae
Source: the annotation of a GenBank genome assembly